CUGGCAUGUCUUUGGUCAUCAGCUCUCUGGGUCUCCUUAUGGCCCUGCUUCUGGGCUGUAUGGCUGAAGAAUCCCCCAGGUUCAUCAAGGAGCCCCGGGAUCAGAUUGGGGUGUCAGGCGGUGUGGCUUCCUUCGUUUGCCAGGCCACUGGAGACCCCAAGCCACGGGUGACUUGGAACAAGAAAGGCAAGAAGGUGAACUCCCAGCGGUUUGAGACAAUUGAGUUUGAUGAAAGCGCUGGUGCGGUGCUUCGGAUCCAGCCCCUGAGGACCCCCCGGGACGAGAACGUGUAUGAAUGUGUGGCGCAGAACCCUAUUGGGGAGAUCACCGUGCACGCUAAGCUCACUGUCCUCCGAGAGGACCAGCUGCCCCCCGGUUUUCCCAACAUCGACAUGGGCCCCCAGCUGAAGGUAGUAGAGCGCACGAGGACCGCCACCAUGCUCUGUGCAGCCAGUGGAAACCCAGACCCCGAAAUCACCUGGUUCAAAGAUUUCCUUCCGGUGGACCCAAGUACCAGCAAUGGCAGGAUCAAACAGCUGAGAUCAGAGACCUUUGGUGCCCUGCAGAUUGAGAGCAGCGAAGAGACGGACCAAGGGAAGUACGAGUGUGUGGCCAGCAACAGCGCGGGCGUGCGCUACUCGUCCCCGGCUAACCUAUAUGUGAGAGUACGCCGGGUGGCCCCCCGUUUCUCCAUCCUGCCUGUCAGCCACGAGAUUAUGCCUGGAGGUAACGUCAACAUCACCUGUGUAGCCGUGGGCUCCCCCAUGCCCUACGUCAAGUGGAUGCAGGGGGCUGAGGACCUGACCCCCGAGGAUGACAUGCCUGUUGGGCGUAAUGUCCUGGAGCUCACCGAUGUCAAGGACUCAGCCAACUAUACAUGCGUGGCCAUGUCCAGCCUGGGUGUCAUCGAGGCCGUGGCACAGAUUACAGUGAAGUCCCUCCCCAAGGCCCCUGGAACCCCAGUAGUGACAGAGAAUACGGCCACCAGCAUCACCAUCACAUGGGACUCGGGCAAUCCUGACCCCGUAUCCUAUUAUGUCAUUGAGUACAAGUCCAAGAGCCAGGAUGGCCCUUAUCAGAUCAAAGAGGACAUCACCACCACCCGCUACAGCAUUGGGGGCCUCAGCCCCAACUCGGAGUAUGAGAUCUGGGUGUCGGCUGUCAACACUAUAGGACAGGGUCCUCCCAGCGAGUCAGUAGUGACCCGGACCGGGGAGCAAGCCCCAGCCAGCGCCCCCCGAAACGUGCAGGGCCGCAUGCUCAGUGCCACCACCAUGAUCAUCCAGUGGGAGGAGCCAGUGGAACCCAAUGGCCUGAUUCGUGGCUAUCGUGUCUAUUACACCAUGGAGCCUGACCACCCUGUUGGGAACUGGCAGAAGCACAAUGUGGAUGACAGUCUCCUGACUACCGUGGGCAGUCUGUUAGAGGAUGAGACCUACACGGUCCGAGUCCUGGCCUUCACCUCUGUGGGUGAUGGACCCCUCUCGGAUCCCAUCCAGGUCAAAACACAGCAGGGAGUACCUGGACAGCCCAUGAACUUCCGGGCAGAAGCUAAGUCAGAGACCAGCAUCAGCCUGACAUGGAGUGCCCCUCGGCAGGAGAGUAUAGUGAUGUAUGAGCUACUCUACCGGGAAGGAGACCAUGGCAAAGAGGUAGGGAAAAACUUUGGACCCACAACUUGGUUCAUCGUGGAGGACCUGAAGCCCAAUACUGAGUACACCUUCCGCCUGGCAGCCCGCUCUGCACAAGGCCUGGGGGCCUUCACCUCGGAGGUCAGGCAGCGCACUCUCCAGUCUAUCUCGCCCAAAAACUUCAAGGUGAAGAUGGUGAUGAAGACCUCGGUGCUGCUGAGCUGGGAAUUCCCUGAGAACUACAACUCCCACACGCCCUACAAGAUCCAGUACAAUGGGCUCAACAUUGAUGUCGACGGCCGUACCACCAAGAAACUCAUCACCAACCUCAAGCCCAGCACCUUCUACAACUUUGUGCUGACCAACCGCGGGAACAGCAUGGGUGGCCUGCAGCAGACGGUCGCCGCCUGGACAGCCUUCAAUAUGCUGAGCUCUAAGCCCUCCAUCACCCACAAGCCUGAGGCGGAUGGCCGCGUGCUGGUGCAGCUUCCCGACGGCCAGAGCCCGGUGCCCGUCCAGAGCUACUUCAUCGUGGUAGUGCCUUUGCGGAAGACCCGGGGGGGCCAGUUCCUGAAUCCUCCAGCAAGCCCGGAGGACAUGGACCUCGAAGAGCUCAUCCAGGACAUCUCAAGGCUGCACCGGCGGAGCCUGCGCCAUUCCCGCCAGCUGGACUCCCCCAAGCCCUACAUCGCCGCCCGCUUCUACUCUCUGCCCUCGCGCUUCGAGCUGGGUGACCAGAGACACUACAGCGGCUUCGACAACAAAGGGCUCGAGGCCGGCCAGAGAUAUGUCUUCUUCGUCCUGGCCGUGCUGCAGAAGACGGAGCCGACAUUCGCGGCCAGCCCUUUCUCCGACCCCAUCCAGCUGGACAAUCCUGACCCACAGCCCAUCAUUGAUGGGGAGGAGGGCCUCAUCUGGGUCAUCGGACCUGUCCUGGCUGUCGUCUUCAUCAUCUGCAUCGUGAUCGCCAUUCUUCUCUACAAGAACAAACGGAAGGACUCGGAGCCACGCACCAAAUGCCUGCUGAACAACGCCGAUCUCGCCCCACACCACCCGAAGGACCCCGUGGAAAUGAGGCGCAUCAAUUUCCAGACACCAGAUUCUGGCCUCAGCAGCCCCCUCAGUGACCCCGAGUUUCACUUUGAAAGUAUGCUCAGCCACCCUCCCAUCCCCAUCACCGAGAUGGCUGAGCACACAGAGCACCUCAAAGCCAAUGACAACCUGAAGUUAUCCCAGGAGUAUGAGUCUAUUGACCCUGGACAACAAUUCACAUGGGAGCACUCUAAUCUGGAGGUGAAUAAGCCCAAGAACCGUUAUGCCAAUGUCAUCGCCUACGACCACUCCCGGGUCAUUCUUCUCCCCAUGGAAGGCAUCGUGGGCAGCGAUUACAUCAACGCCAACUACAUAGACGGCUAUCGCAAGCAGAACGCGUACAUCGCCACGCAGGGGCCCCUGCCCGAGACCUUCGGCGACUUCUGGCGCAUGGUGUGGGAGCAGCGCUCGGCCACUGUGGUCAUGAUGACCAAGCUGGAGGAGAAGUCCCGGAUCAAGUGUGACCAGUACUGGCCCAGCCGGGGCACAGAGACCUACGGGGUGAUCCAGGUCACCCUGCUGGACACGAUCGAGCUGGCCACGUUCUGCGUCCGGACCUUCUCCCUGCACAAGAAUGGUUCCAGCGAGAAGCGUGAAGUACGCCAGUUCCAGUUCACGGCGUGGCCAGACCACGGCGUCCCCGAGUACCCAACGCCCUUCCUGGCCUUCCUGAGAAGAGUGAAGACCUGCAACCCGCCCGACGCAGGCCCCAUUGUGGUACACUGCAGCGCCGGCGUGGGCCGGACGGGCUGCUUCAUCGUCAUAGACGCCAUGCUGGAGCGCAUCAAGCCCGAGAAGACGGUGGACAUCUACGGCCACGUGACCCUCAUGCGCUCCCAGCGCAACUACAUGGUGCAGACGGAGGACCAGUACAGCUUCAUCCACGACGCCCUCCUGGAGGCCGUGGCCUGCGGCAACACCGAGGUCCCCGCCCGCAACCUCUACUCCUACAUUCAGAAGCUGGCCCAGGUGGAGAGCGGCGAGCACGUCACGGGCAUGGAGCUGGAGUUCAAGAGGCUGGCCAACUCCAAAGCCCACACGUCCCGCUUCAUCAGUGCCAACCUGCCCUGUAACAAGUUCAAGAACCGCCUGGUGAACAUCAUGCCCUACGAGAGCACACGUGUGUGCCUGCAGCCCAUCCGCGGCGUGGAGGGCUCUGACUACAUCAACGCCAGCUUCAUCGACGGCUACCGGCAGCAGAAGGCCUACAUCGCCACCCAGGGGCCCCUGGCAGAGACCACCGAGGACUUCUGGAGGAUGCUGUGGGAGAACAACUCCACCAUCGUGGUGAUGCUCACCAAACUGCGCGAGAUGGGCCGGGAGAAAUGUCACCAGUACUGGCCGGCAGAACGCUCAGCCCGCUACCAGUACUUUGUGGUGGACCCCAUGGCUGAGUAUAACAUGCCCCAGUACAUCCUCCGGGAGUUCAAGGUCACUGACGCCCGGGACGGUCAGUCCCGGACUGUCCGCCAGUUCCAGUUCACAGACUGGCCAGAGCAAGGUGUGCCAAAGUCGGGCGAGGGCUUCAUUGACUUCAUCGGCCAAGUGCACAAAACCAAGGAGCAGUUUGGCCAGGACGGGCCCAUCUCCGUCCACUGCAGUGCUGGCGUGGGCAGGACUGGGGUCUUCAUCACGCUCAGCAUCGUCCUGGAGAGGAUGCGCUACGAGGGGGUGGUGGACAUCUUCCAGACGGUGAAAAUGCUACGGACACAACGGCCGGCCAUGGUGCAGACGGAGGAUGAGUACCAGUUCUGCUAUCAGGCCGCCCUCGAGUACCUCGGAAGUUUUGACCACUAUGCAACAUAAGAAGCCAUCCCUCCCCACGCCACCACGGCCCGGACGAGAGGAAGGGGCCUCCAACCGAUUACCACAAACUGAACCCAACAAGUACCUUUUAAUUUGGACAUCACGGCGAGAACGCGGGGGAGGGGGGAGGGCUCGCUUCCGGAAGGUCGCAGCAUGAACUCCAGGAGCCGGGGCCGGCCUGAGCAGCGGGGGCUCCUUACCUCAAGCCGGCUCUGGGGCCCGGGCCACCUUGCCCCUCCCCAGCCCUCCCCCACACCCCGGGGAGGGGCACCGCCGCUCGGGUCCCCUUCUUAAGAGUUUGGUUUCUUUAUUAUUCUGGUCGGCCCUUCUGGGGGAAGCCGGCCCCUCCGAACAUGCCCCCACCGCCACUCUCGCACGCAGAGCCCCGCCGCAGCCCUGAGCCAACUACCGCACCGACGUACCGCGCUGGGGGAGAGACUCGCUACGGCACGCCCCGCUCUCCCGGGGUGCUGGGCUCCUAUCACCCUUUUGAAUACUUGGAACAUUCCUCAUUUCCUUUUUGAUUCCAAAAAAAAGUUCUUUCUGGAAAGAUUGAGAAAAAGACACAGGGGGAGGGGCAGCGCGGCUCGUGGCGCCCCCGCCCGCGGGAGCUGUGGGGGCGGGGCGGAGCAGAGGAGUCUCCACGUCUCCCGCAGACUGCCCCUCCUCCCUCCCGCCUGCCACGGCCUCCUAAACCCUAGCAUUCGGACUCGAAGGGACCUUAGAAAUCUAGGCUCCAUCACUUUACAGAGGCCGCCGCCACGCUGUCCCCGCCCCCUCGGGAUGAGCAGGAGGUCUCCGGAGGGGGCCCCCCACCCCCCUCGCAGCCGUCAGAUCCAUCGGGAAAGGGCAGAGCCUCGGCCCUGCGCUGUGAGCGGCUUUCUUUACCGUAUCGAUGUAACUGUAACCAGUGACAUUACCGUUUUUUUUUAAAUAGUGUAUUUUUUCCUUUUUUUAAAAAAAACAACUGACAGAAUACGAGUCAAUGAAUUUAAAAGAAAAUUUGCUUAUUCAUAUUACGUUCAAAGACAGUCUAUUUUUUCACGGUAGAAACGUUCUGUGUACCGGCUGUGAUUAUCUACGAGAUUACGUGCGAAUCGCUACUUCUGCAUAUGCUUUUCUACCAUUGGAAGGUCCAACUCGCUCAUGUAAGAAUGAACUGUCCUUGUUUUGUUUUUAAAUUAAAUCUCAGACAUAUCAGGCACGGUUCCAGGCACGGGGGAGGCCGGGAGAAGGCCAGCCAGCAGGCCCCCUCCUCCUUUUAGCUCCCCUGCCAGGACCAGGCGCCCACCAGCGGAGGGAGGGACGGUACCUCCCGCCCUGGCACCCCCCCCCCCCCAGCCUGGCAGGUGCCCCAGCCGAAGCCAGGCAUCCAGGAGCUACCACCUCGGUGCCCGGAGGGCCCACGGGGCUCGGAAGGUGUUGCCAAAAGUGCAGAGGUGAAGGAAGAGGCCUCCUCUGCCAGGGGCUGCCCCCCUCUUCGGGGAAGAUGGACCUUGGGGUGCAGGUGGGGGUGGGACUCAUACUCUGACCACACACCACCCAGCCCGCCUCCUGUGCUGAUCAGGGAGGGCCUGGGCCUGCACCACCCCCAACCCAAAAGGCCAUGGGACUGGGCCCCCCCAUUCUGACUGCUGCCCCCCCCCCCGCAGCCAGGACUAAAUGGGGGAGACCUGGGGAAGGAGGAAAGCAGAUGCCAACCGAGACCAGUUUUUUCUCUUUGUAUGAGAGCAGAUGCUAUGGGUUUCCCACUGUUACUUCAAGCUGAAACUGUAAGUGGUUUCCUGCCACUCUGUAUGUAGAUAUAUCGACUUUGUAUUAAAGGAAGAUUGUCUGAAA
Gracilinanus agilis (Agile Gracile Mouse Opossum) is the source of this 6368-nucleotide messenger RNA. RefSeq names its product protein tyrosine phosphatase receptor type S (gene PTPRS). Gene Ontology annotation, molecular function: protein binding; protein tyrosine phosphatase activity. Bases 6 to 4529 code for a protein of 1507 amino acids. NCBI's taxonomy places the organism in Eukaryota, Metazoa, Chordata, Mammalia, Didelphimorphia, Didelphidae. The transcript is spliced from 29 exons. Gene Ontology annotation, biological process: protein dephosphorylation. The record is from RefSeq and is a predicted model, not a curated record.